Molecule: messenger RNA, 1527 nt
Organism: Leptonychotes weddellii (Weddell seal)
Lineage: Eukaryota; Metazoa; Chordata; Mammalia; Carnivora; Phocidae
Source: RefSeq, a predicted model, not a curated record
CCCCUUUUCUGUUCCCCAGGUAGAGGUGGAGGUGGAGAGCAUGGACAAGGCCGGCAACUUCAUCGGCUGGCUGCACAUCGACAGCGCCAACCUGUCCGUCUUGCUGGUGGAGCACGCGCUCUCCAAGGUCCACUUCACUGCUGAGCGCAGCUCCUACUACAAAUCCCUGCUGUCCGCUGAGGAGGCCGCCAAGCAGAAGAAAGAGAAGGUCUGGGCCCACUAUGAGGAGCAGCCCGUGGAAGAGGUGGUGCCCGUGCUGGAGGAGAAGGAGCGCUCGGCCAGCUACAAGCCGGUGUUCGUGACCGAGAUCACUGAUGACCUGCACUUCUAUGUGCAGGAUGUGGAGACCGGCACCCAGCUGGAGAAGCUGAUGGAGAACAUGCGAAAUGACAUCGCCAGCCACCCUCCUGUCGAAGGUUCCUAUGCGCCCCGCCGUGGAGAAUUCUGCAUUGCCAAGUUUGUCGAUGGAGAAUGGUACCGUGCCCGAGUGGAAAAAGUCGAGUCUCCUGCCAAAGUGCACGUCUUCUACAUUGACUAUGGCAAUAGGGAGAUCCUGCCUUCCACCCGCUUGGGGACCCUGCCACCUGCCUUCAGCACUCGUGUGCUGCCUGCUCAAGCCACAGAGUAUGCCUUUGCCUUCAUCCAGGUGCCCCAAGACGAGGAUGCUCGGACAGACGCCGUGGACAGCGUGGUGCGGGAUAUCCAGAACACUCAGUGCCUGCUCAACGUGGAGCACCUGAGCGCUGGCUGUCCCCACGUCACCCUGCAGUUUGCCGACUCCAAGGGGGAUGUGGGACUGGGCUUGGUGAAGGAGGGACUGGUCAUGGUGGAAGUGCGCAAGGAGAAACAGUUCCAGAAAGUGAUCACAGAGUACCUGAAUGCCCAGGAGUCAGCCAAGAGUGCCAGGCUGAACCUGUGGCGCUACGGAGACUUCCGGGCUGAUGACGCUGAUGAGUUUGGCUACAGCCGCUAAGGAGGGAAGCGGGUCUGGCCCCCAGCCCCGCUCACACCAGUACCUCCUCCUCUGCAGGGAGAGUGUUUUCAGCUCCAGACCCCAGAUCAGGGGUGUAGAUUGGGUCCAGCUUUGCUUCAGUGUAUGGAAAUGUCUUGUGGGGCGGCAUCUGGACACAGGUGGGGUGGGGGAGCCCGAGGCUUUCAGGAGCAGGUCGCUGUCUUCUGAGAUGACAGGUACUGCCGUCCACAGUCUCUUCCCGCUGAUAGUGUGUUUUUAUUUGGGGGUUUGGUUUUUCUUUAAAGUUGUCCUCAAAUCAGGAAGAAACAUGAAAGACUUUGUCCUAACGUAGGGCAUGAUCCUGACACCCAAGGCCAGCUGCCAGUUGGCACCCCACUUCUAUCCCAGAUUGCCCUUCUUCCCAGCUCUCUGUCCAGCUGUUGAUUAUGUGAUUCCUCUGAUGCGUCCUUUCUCAGAUGCCAGCGUGUCUACACCUGCCCCUGCCAGCCCUCCCCGUUUCUGUAUUUAAAGCUUUCGAGGCCCAAUAAAAUAGUAUCUGCUGUCUGCAGCCCUUA